Messenger RNA from Cutaneotrichosporon oleaginosum, 1875 nucleotides. RefSeq lists its product as uncharacterized. Gene Ontology annotation, cellular component: plasma membrane; fungal-type vacuole. Gene Ontology annotation, biological process: glutathione catabolic process. Gene Ontology annotation, molecular function: glutathione gamma-glutamate hydrolase. The record is from RefSeq and is a predicted model, not a curated record. Lineage: Eukaryota; Fungi; Basidiomycota; Tremellomycetes; Trichosporonales; Trichosporonaceae.
AUGCCGCCGCAGGAGACGACGCCGCUCCUGCCUCACCCAGCGGUCCGCAAUGACGCACUGCGGACGCGCAAGCCUCGCGUGAAGCAGGUGCUCAGCUAUGCCCUGCUCCUGCUUCUCGGCGUAGGCCUCGGCGCCGGCGCGGUGCUGGGAUGGCAGCACCGGCCUAAGAGGGAGGACAAGGGCCCAAUGGUGCCGCCGAUCUACAAGUUGCCUCCUCCGACCGGCCUCCCCCGUAAUCCUGCGUACCUCAUCGGACCAUCCCGCGCCGCCGUCGCCUCGGAGGACAAGACAUGCUCCGAUCUUGGCCUCGCGAUACUGCAGCGGAACGGGACGGCCGUCGAUGCGGCGAUCACCACCACCCUCUGCAUCGGGCUAUUGAACGCCUUCUCCUCCGGCAUCGGCGGGGGCGGCUUCGCGCUCGUCUCGAUCCCGCCCCACUCCGAGUUCAAGGACAAGGGCGUGACUGCCAUCGACUUCCGCGAGACCUCGCCCGCCGCCUCCCACGCGGAGAUGUACACCAAGACGGGGCGCGGCGCGUCCCAGGUCGGCGGGCUCGCCGUCGGUGUACCCGGCGAGCUGAGGGGUCUGGAGGAGGCGCACAAGCUGUACGGCAAGCUUGCAUGGCACGAGCUCGUCGAGCCGGUGGAGGAGCUCGCACGCAGCGGAUGGCAAGUGAGCCGUGAGCUCGCGCGGCGCCUGAGAAUCUUUGGCGCCUUCAUGCGCAAGGACCCCGUGUGGGCGGCGGUGUACGCGCCCCGCGGCGAUUUGCUCGUCGAGGGCGACUGGAUUUCUCGUCCGACGUAUGCGAAUACGCUCUCUAAGAUUGCGAAGCACGGCCCUGGCGCACUGUAUUCCGGCGAGAUCGCAGACGACAUCGUCGAGACCGUGAAGAAGGACGGGGGCAUCCUCACACACGCCGACCUCGCAGGAUACAAGGCGCACGUGUAUCCCGCGAUCAGCGGACAGUUCCGUGGCCAGACAGUGUACACGGCCGACGCGCCGGCCAGCGGCGGCGUGAUGCUCGGCAUGCUGCAGAUCAUGGACCCGCUGCUGGCGCCGCUACGCGGCGCCGCCUGCUUCGGGGAAGAGCAGAGCCACCAGCUGAUCGAGGCGAUGAAGUUUGCGUUCGGCGCGCGCUCCGAGGUCUGCGACCCGCGCUUCGCGCGCAACCUCACGCGCCUCGCCGAGUUCCGGACGCCGGCGUGGGCCGACGCCCAGCGCGCCAAGAUCACGAACACGACGCACGAGCCGGCAUACUACGGUCUCGAGACGGAGCCGAUCACGGACUCUGGCACGACACACUUGAGCGUGAUCGACCAGUGGGGCGGCGCCGCCAGCGUCACGAGCACCGUCAACCUCAUAUGGGGCUCGCACGUCAUGUGCCCCAAAACAGGCAUCAUCCUCAACGACGAGCAAGACGACUUCGCGGUCCCCGGCGCGCCGGACGCCUUCGGCUUGCCGCCCUCUCCCCACAACUACCCCGCGCCGGGCAAGCGGCCGUUGAGCAGCACGGCGCCGACGAUCGUGCAUGCGCCGGACGGGCGCGUCGUCGGCGUGCUCGGCGGCAGCGGGGGCAGCCGCAUCUUCCCCGCCGUCGCGAUGGUGCUCCUCAACCUCGCGUGCGGGGACGACAUUAGUGCCGCGAUCGAGCGCCCACGCCUGCAUGACCAAGUGCUUCCGCCCGUCACGACGCUCGAGGUCGGGCCGGAGGGCGUGAACAAGACGUGGCUCGCCGCGCUGAAGAAGCGGGGCCACAACAUCGGCCAGUUCGACAUCAACGUCGGCGCGAGCGAGGUGCAGGCUGUCGUGGUGGACAAGCGGGGCGUGUGGGCCGCAAGCGACAGCCGCAAGAACGGCGUCGCGGCCGGCUACUAG